AGCCGCCCAAACAUAUGCGGAGUCUGAAGCCCUAUAGUGCUAAGGAUUCACUUCAUAUAUUGUGUGACUACUAAAAGCCUUUAAUCAGACUGUCGGGGUCCUCUUCAGGCGUACCGUUGAUGACUCACUGGGCUAAAGCGGCAUCACAGUGGGCCGAAUACGGAAAGGCGGACUUUGAACUGGAUUGUCUCUCUGGCCUUACAGUGUCUGAUACAACACGAGGAUGAAUCAUUAUGAGAGCGAAAGGAGAGCGAUAUGAAAGUGACGACCUCAUCCGACAUUUCUACAGCCCCUGAUUUACAAAUACACAACUCUUCACUUUGAACUGCUGUUCAAGUCAUGGCAACGCUGCCGCCUUUAGCUCCACUCCCUCCGCCAGAGGUGCAGAGGUCCAUCCCCUCCACAGAAUGGGAUCUUUAUCUUGAUGCCUGUAUACUCCUUCUUGGGGCUCGAUUGGAGACUUCAGAAUCUGCAUUCAAGAAUUUGGUACCAAAAGAUGCAUCCGCAGUGCUUUUCUUGGUUUCAUUCUACCAUCAACUCGCCACAUCUGGGGGGAAUGCUUUCCAAUCUGGAGCAAAAGCCAGAACAUUGAAGAAGCUCUGCUUUCUGUUAACGAGAAGGCUUGUGCUAGAAGUUGCGGUACCGCCACCUGAGCUUUUAGGAUGGACUUAUCUCAGCGAAAUGAGCUGUUGUUAUCCCUCCAGCUCAGCGUUGAAGAAGCUCCUAUCUGAUGCGUGGGGUAACCAUGAGGAUGUAAUCUCAUCAAGUUUAGAGAAAGGGAAAGUGGGUAUUAUUGUACAGCUCUCUGCGUCUGACUCCGGCAGCGUCUUCAAAGCCGUCUCGGAUAUCCGGCUGUUGACUAUAUUGGCAUCCUCGCUCCCAGCCUGUGGACAUGUGCUCAUGGCUGGGUCUGACUAUCUGGAUACUGUUGCAGAAGCAUAUCAAACGCAAAAGUUAGAGGAUAUCCGCAAGUCCCUGGUUGCCAAUAUAUACGUUGGUUUUACCUCACUAUUGAAAGGCACAAAGCCUAAUCUUACUCUUCUGUUGGACCAAUUGUUUGGCUUAAAAGCCGGCGUCGGCAUGGGCACGCCGAGGAUGAAGAAAGAGCCAACGCUCCUCUCAGACGUCAUCUGCAGCUCCGACAUCUUAACUCGAGUUGAACGAUACCUGGCUGUGCAGCCCCAGAAACGCGGACAAGAUCUCGUCUCAAGUCUACGUACAUAUCAAUAUGAGUCGAAGUCCUUUCACCACCGAUAUCAAAAGCCGAAGAAACGAAUCGACAAAGGAAAAGGUCGAGCGUCAGAUCUUCCGGCAUCAGAAGAAGUUCACGCGCAUAAGAUGUCUCUAAUCAGUCAGAUCCAAGACCUCUUCCCCGACCUUGGAUCGGGCUACAUCGUGAGACUUCUAGACUUCUACGGCGACAAUCCAGAAACAAUAAUCGCACACCUCCUAGACGCCUCUAUCCCUCCAGAGCUCCAAGAUCUAGACAGAUCGGAGCAACUCCCUCCUACACCAGCAACCCGCCAUGACCCGCUUCCUCCUAAGUCAACACCACCCCAAUCUCCUUCAAUAACAAUACCAGAACCACGCAGAAACAUCUUCGACAAAGACGUCGACCUCGCCGAACUUGCGCGCUCCAACGACCUUACCAACAACAACAAGAAGAACAACGCCCUACGCUUCGGCCGCGCAAACCCCUCCCUCACAGCCGACGACAUGCUCGCAGAUCGUAGCAACCACACCGCCAGCAAAGCAGCCAUCCUCUCCGCCCUAGCAACCUUCGACUCCGACGACGACGAGCGCGACGACACCUACGACGUCGCCGACGUUGGCGGCACAGUCGACGCCACAGGCGAAGGCGCAGGUACCACAGACGAGCUAGAUCUCACCCUGCUACGUGCCUAUAAGGCCACGCCAUCUCUAUUCGCACGAGACUCGGCAACGCGCCGCUCGCAGCCGCGUGACACCCUCAAGCGCGAAUCCGGACUUACCGACGAAGCACUGGAGGGGUGGGCAGUUAUGAUAAUGCGUAAUCCGAACCGUCUCGCGAAGCUGGAAAGUAAGCUUGCGCUUUCUGCGGGUGGUGGGUUCACGCCGGGAGUUGGCCUGUCUCAGCCUGAGAUUCCGUCGACGUCGUAUCGUCGGCCAAAGGCGGAUGAGGAACCUGAGAGUGGGACCGAAGGUGAGCAGUCGGCGUCUCAGGGGCGAGGUGGCUCUUCUCGAGGUCGUGGUCGUGGCGGCGGUGCUGGUGGUGGUGGACGGGGUGGAAGGGGCCGAGGUGGUGGGAGAGGUGGUGGUCGCGGAGGCGGAGGUGCUUCUGGGGAACAGAACCCAGCUGCUUCACGACAGAGAAAGGAGGAGAAUAAAGCGAGCCGGGCCAACCAUAAUCGACGACAGCAGAGAGCUAAGAAGGUUUCGAGAGCUGGUGGGAUGGUUGGAUAAUCCAAAAACUCGGCAGGUUAUAUAUAACGAGACUUUAUGAUUACUUUUUCCUUCCUUGUUUCGUACGUCUAGCACUGUAAAUAUGGGUAUAGAUUUCUACGAAUGGACAUACAUUACGAACACGGUCA
This is a messenger RNA of Aspergillus versicolor CBS 583.65, 2570 nucleotides long. RefSeq names its product ASCC2 family CUE domain-containing protein. The record is from RefSeq and is a predicted model, not a curated record. Gene Ontology annotation, molecular function: ubiquitin binding. The transcript has a single exon. Bases 340 to 2442 code for a protein of 700 amino acids. Lineage: Eukaryota; Fungi; Ascomycota; Eurotiomycetes; Eurotiales; Aspergillaceae.